AUGGUGUCCGAAGAUAAUGAUAACUACAGCUACUAUCAGGCAUAUGUUGAUUCAGAAGAGGAGGAAGGAAAAAGAGGUGAAUCUGUAUCCAAUGAAGAGCUGAAUAAAGACCUUUCUGCUAAUGAUAUAGUAGAAGAGUAUGAUAAUUCCUCGGAAAUUACAAGACCGUUGUCUGUAGAGGAGGGAGAUACUCCUCAAAAAACAGACCCCAUAAAUGAUUAUAUGAGUGAGUUGCAGGCUGAUCUCAAAAAUGCUCUUACCUUCGAUGAGAAGGCUAGCGAGGAGAAGGAGGAAGUGGGUGAACGGGGCGCAAUGGAGACGAAGCCAGAACAAAAUGCGUCACUUGAGGCCGGCAUCAAACUUCAAGAGAAGAGUGAUGAUGAUCCAGAGGAACAGGCAGGUACUCUCUUGAACUCAGAGACUACUGAACCAUAUGAAUUCGUUCCUCCAUUUGCAGGUAAACAUAUCAGUACAAGUGUCAGUUUGGAGGAUUCGUUAUGGAGGGGAGACAAUGGUAAUGAUGGCACUGAGGGUGAUGAUGAUGAUGGCACUGAUGUUGAGGAUGAUGGUGAUGAUGAUCAAUACUCUUUCUUCCCAAAUGACGACACAGGAAGUGUACUUAAUAAGAACCUAACAAACGAUUCUACAGGUUCGUUGUCAACAGGCAAUUUUUCUUCGUCUAUGAUAAUUGCAGAUGAGGGAAGUAACGUUAGUCAGGACGAUUUCAGAAGCAAAUUUAUCAGAAUGAACACGAGGGAUACUAUGAGAACCAUCAAUACUUCAUCUUCCAACAUGACUAAGGAUGCAGAGAACUAUGUAGGCUCGCCUUUGGUGACAGUUGGAGAAGCAGAAAAAGAGAUAAAAGAAGAAGAAGAAGAAGAAGAAAAGGAGGGUGAAAUUUUGGAUACUCUUCCAGAGAACGAAGAGUAUGAUACUAGUUCGACAACGGUAACGACGAACCGGAAUUCAAAUAAUACGGCCGGUGACAGUACGCGAAAUUCUGCUCUAACAAAGGAUUCUACUCUGACUUGGGAGUCUCCUGAUAGUCACGGCAAUAGUUUUGGAUCCAAACAAACAACAGCAUCUGCUGACUAUUCAAACUGGGAGAUACCAUCAGUACCCAAUGUAGACCAGAAAGCAAUUUUCUCUUUACCCACUGUUUCGGCGAGAUUGCAGGCCUUAAGAGAGAAACGGCAAGAGCUAGCUGAGUUUGAUUCUGGGUUGGAGGCUUUCUUGAAAGAGACAGUGAAAAAGGGUACCAAAACUAUGCUCCAUGGUGGAGAUCGACAGCUUGGACCGCAUGUCAAAGCUGCUUACGCCAAUGCACGGUUGAAUCAUCAUCAUUUAUCAGCUUCAACAGUGACAACGGAAUUCGCUAGCGAUAUCAUACGAACGUCAUCGGUGAUCAGGGAAAAGGGUAAGAACUUCUUUAAAAAGAUGCACUUAAAAACGGUAGGACAGCAUUAA
Messenger RNA from Brettanomyces nanus, 1467 nucleotides. RefSeq lists its product as uncharacterized. The record is from RefSeq and is a predicted model, not a curated record. The transcript has a single exon. NCBI's taxonomy places the organism in Eukaryota, Fungi, Ascomycota, Pichiomycetes, Pichiales, Pichiaceae. Bases 1 to 1467 code for a protein of 488 amino acids.